This is a messenger RNA of Cyphellophora attinorum, 237 nucleotides long. RefSeq lists its product as uncharacterized. The transcript has 2 exons. The record is from RefSeq and is a predicted model, not a curated record. Bases 1 to 237 code for a protein of 78 amino acids. NCBI's taxonomy places the organism in Eukaryota, Fungi, Ascomycota, Eurotiomycetes, Chaetothyriales, Cyphellophoraceae.
AUGGCCGCGUCCCUCCGCUCCAAGCUCGACCUCUCUCCCGAAGCGCAAGAAGAGCGCGUUCUUGGUGACAAAGCUGUCGGCGGUAUCGACAACGACGCUGACCAUCUCGCUAAUGUUCGUGGUGGAUUGAAGGCAGCCAUAAGCAACCCGAACACCUCGAAUAAGGCCAAGAGGGAAGCUGAGGAGAAGCUCGCGAUGCUCGAUGAGCGCAAGAAGGAGGGCAGCCCUACUGCCUGA